UCGAUUGUUUCAAGUUUAAUAUAUUUCUUCCAUUCGGAACCGAUUAAUUCGUUUAAAGCAAAUUUUCAGCCACUUAUUUUUUAACUUUCCUUUUUUUGCUUUGAAGAAUGCGCUGAAGAUAAUCUGGUGGUCGAAUGUUGUUUGCUUACCAGCUAUUGCAGUGGUCGGCUUGGCAUGCAAUCUUCUUAAUAUCCUGAUUCUCUCAACCAAUUCCUCCGCUCGACGUAUCCCAUCUUGGAAUUUGCUGUUGGCGCUAGCAACUUGUGAUUGCUUAUUUCUGGUGUUCGCAACGAUGGAGGUAACACCGAGUAGUCUGUCGCCACUUCUCGCCUCCUCGUCCCUUACUGUUGUGUAUAUACAUUCGGCACUUUAUGUACGCAUGCUUGCUUCUACUUUUUACAAAUCUUCUGUUUUAUCCUUCAGUUCAUGCCCCACGGCCAUAUUUUCCAGAUUAGUGGUGACAUUCAAUGUGGAACGGUAUAUCUGGGUCUGUCAUCCAUUAAGGGCCCAUGAUUUAUGCUCAAGUCGGGCAAGUCGAACAGCCGUGGUUUUCUGUCUGGUCAUAUCGCUGCUAUGCUCGUUACAGUGGCCAAUAUGCUACAGGAUUAGGCCUUGCUGGGAUUAUCAUCUUCGCCAGCAUUUCUAUGUUAUUGCUAUCAGUGAUAAUGCGAGUUUACAGGCAUACUAUCAGCUGAUGGACUACUUAACGCUUGCCACAUUUAACGUUUUGCCAAUUGCCGCACUUUGUGAUGGCACCAGUGGUCACAGAUCCGCUGCUCAGAGGUUUAACGCAAACGCGAUGCUUUUCGCCGUGGUGUUGAUGUUGUUGGUAUGUGUCGGGCCACAAGCACCGGCUCGGUUGCUUUUUGCGUAUUACGGUCAGUACCAUCUGACCACUAUCGCAUACACAUGCAUCACACAGCAAGUAAGCACUUUUUACUUAUUCGUAUUUUUAUGCGUUUUUGCAUAUGUGCAAAUGCAAAAAAGGAAAUUGUAAAG
Molecule: messenger RNA, 999 nt
Organism: Gongylonema pulchrum
Lineage: Eukaryota; Metazoa; Nematoda; Chromadorea; Rhabditida; Gongylonematidae
Source: the annotation of a GenBank genome assembly